Fonsecaea erecta is the source of this 1794-nucleotide messenger RNA. Its product is annotated as glycolate oxidase, subunit GlcD. The transcript is spliced from 3 exons. Gene Ontology annotation, cellular component: mitochondrion. Lineage: Eukaryota; Fungi; Ascomycota; Eurotiomycetes; Chaetothyriales; Herpotrichiellaceae. Gene Ontology annotation, biological process: lactate catabolic process. Bases 1 to 1794 code for a protein of 597 amino acids. The record is from RefSeq and is a predicted model, not a curated record. Gene Ontology annotation, molecular function: FAD binding; D-lactate dehydrogenase (cytochrome) activity; D-lactate dehydrogenase (NAD+) activity.
AUGGAAAGGUUCAGACUGUGCUCGGAUCUGCUCCAAGUAUGGACUGAAGGCGCUUCCCCGAAGAGGCUUUUCGCUGCAGCCCGCUUGGUUUCUAAGGCCCGUGCGCAACGCCCUUCGCUAAGAGCCGCCACAAGAGCAUACUAUUCAACAAGGCCUUCAGCAGCAGAGUCACUGGCAAAAUCCAGACUUCCACUAUGGACCUCCAGCAGGGUUUUACUGCUUGGAGGGGCACUUGCCUCCAUUGGAUAUGUUGUGGGCGUCACCGAUGCAGGGAAUCAUGCGGAUGAGCUACUUCCUCGCCGACCCAAGCCUCCCAAGUACGCCAGCAAGAAGGACAUGGACAACGCCAUCGCGGAACUUCGUGAAGCCCUGGGAGAGGAUGCGAUCAGCACGGAUGACGAGGAUCUCCAAUCACAUGGUUAUUCAGAAUGGUCUUCGAUCAACAUUGAUCAAUUGCCAGUUGCAGUGGCCUAUCCUAAAACGACGGAAGAAGUUUCACAGAUUGCCAAAAUUGCUUCAAAGUACAAGGUCCCAAUGAUUCCAUAUUCUGGAGGCUCUUCUCUGGAAGCCAACUUUGCUGCACCCUUUGGCGGUUUCAGCAUCGACUUUGCUUUCAUGGACCAAAUCCUGGCGAUCCAUGCGGAUGAUAUGGACGUGGUGGUCCAACCCGCGAUUCAAUGGAUGGACCUGAAUGACAAGCUGCAGCACACUGGUCUCUUCUUUCCGGUGGAUCCUGGCCCGUCGGCCAAAAUUGGUGGCAUGAUUGGAACGUCCUGCAGCGGCACUAAUGCGUUUCGUUAUGGCACCAUGAAAGAUUGGGUUCUGAAUCUGACUGUCGUCCUGCCAGACGGCCGAAUUAUCAAGACCAGGCGGCGGCCACGCAAGACGGCAGCCGGUUACAACUUGACAGGUCUCUUCGUUGGUGCGGAGGGUACCCUUGGGAUCGUGACGGAGGCGACGCUGAAACUGGCCGUGAUUCCUCAAGAGACCAAAGUCGCAGUCGCUACGUUUCCCACCAUUCGUGAUGCUGCGGCUGCGGCGUCGCAGCUGAUACGCGCUGGCGUGCCCGUCGCCGCGAUGGAGAUAAUGGACGAUGUGCAAAUGUCGGUGAUCAAUCGCGCUGGAGGCACCAAUCGGACGUGGAAAGAGGUGCCGACCAUCUUCUUCAAGUUCUCUGGCACGAAGGCGGGCGUCGAGGAUAAUAUCAAGCUCACCACUCAGAUCGCGAAGAAAAACAAGGGUGGGAAUUUCAUCUAUGCAAAGGACGACCGAGAAGCCCAUGACCUGUGGAAGGCGAGGAAAGAUUCGUUGUGGAGCAUGCUCUCCCUGCGCAGGGAGGGCGACGAAGUCUGGUCCACUGAUGUCGCGGUUCCGAUCUCACGUCUACCCGAUAUCGUCGAAAUCACCAAGACAGAAAUCGACGACCUCGGCCUCUUCGCCAGUGUGCUCGGACAUAUUGGAGACGGCAACUUCCACACGUCCAUUCUAUAUAACCGCAAGGACCCAAAGGAGAGGGAGCGCGUUGAACAGGCGGUGCACAACAUGGUUGACCGGGCUCUUGAAAUGGAAGGCACGUGCACGGGUGAACACGGCAUCGGGCUGGGCAAAAAGCAAAGCCUCAUCGACGAGCUGGGCCUCGAGACCAUUGGUGUCAUGCAGACUCUGAAACGCAGCCUCGACCCGCACUGGUUGAUGAAUCCCGGCAAGAUCUUUGAUGCCGUGAACGAGGAGAAUACUAAGAGCCAGCCGGAGGCCACCGCUGCUUCGACACUGGAGCGGCCGAAGGGCAAAUGA